Messenger RNA from Galleria mellonella (greater wax moth), 4621 nucleotides. It is a transcript of the gene Iap, whose product is annotated as inhibitor of apoptosis protein. The coding region runs from base 422 to 1672 and encodes 416 amino acids. The record is from RefSeq and is a predicted model, not a curated record. Lineage: Eukaryota; Metazoa; Arthropoda; Insecta; Lepidoptera; Pyralidae. The transcript is spliced from 2 exons. Gene Ontology annotation, cellular component: cytoplasm; nucleus.
UGAUAAUUAUUUUUCGUUUAGGUUGACUAUAGGCUGUAUUUCCAUAUGUUCAUAUUAAUUUUGCAAGGUUUAACUGCCAUUUGGCAAGGGUAAACUGCCAUUGUUCUUUGCAAAGCAAAAUCUGUUUGACGACACGAUUUUUUGAACUUGUUUUAAUAUGGAUCAAAAUCUACUUACAGAAAUGCGAGACCUUAUAACAUUUUUAAAAAGUGUAAACUGCGCAUACUAUUUUGUUUAUAAAACUCAACGAUCAAGGUCCCCAACACAGCUGUGUCAUACUCGCACCCCUCGUUCGUGUUUGAACCCUCUGUAGUACGCGUGCGCAGUAGGGUUAGUUAUUGGACUUCUCGUUAGAGACUAGACGAUAUUUGUUGAUUCAGUCGCACGCAAUUAUCCAAAAUUAUAAAGCAAAAUAAAACGCAUGUCUAAGUUUAGUGAAUCGUUCUGUUGCCAAGUGAAUUUGUAUUAUGUGAAUAAGUUGCUGUGUAUAGAUUCAGCUAAAAUGCCCCUCUUAAUCGACAGUGGACAGAAGAAUGUGGCUACACGGCCGUCGUUUGAAACGUCUUACAAGAACCAGGAGAUCCUGGACAAACUCCAAUGUCCAACUCCGUCGCCGCCCUCAACAGCUACACGGCCGCCGUUUGAAACCUCUUUCAAGAACAAGGACAUUCACAAACUCCAUUGUUCUACUCCAUCAUCAUCCUCAACGUCCUCCUCAACUUCUUUUACAAGCACACCGUCUCCGGAUAAAAUCGACAAUCGGGAUCGAUUCAAUUAUUGCGAGGUAGAUAAAAUGCAAAAUGUAGAGGAACGUCUCAAGUCUUUUGUUAAUUGGCCGGUCCCAUUUCUGUCUCCAGAGAAACUUGCGCAAUGUGGAUUUUACUAUAAGGGUUGUGGUGACGAAGUAAUUUGUGCCUAUUGUAAUGUAGAGAUUAUGAGUUGGAGAGAGGGUGAUGAUCCAGCAGUCGAUCAUAAGCGAUGGUCGCCACAAUGUCCGUUAUUGCGGAUGGAAUCCGACACAGAUAAUUUGUCAAGCUGUUUGUUAAGGAGACAACCUAGUACGGCUAAUCUACCCAUUAGUUCAACUUCUACAAGUGGUCAUGAUGAAUGUGGUACGAGAGCUUUGCCUACCAAGGCAACUCCUGUACAUCCGCAAUACGCAACGAAAGCAGCUCGUCUCCGGACUUUCAACGAUUGGCCGCUCAGUAUGCCUCAGAAACCCGAGGAUUUGGCUGAUGCUGGUUUCUAUUAUACUGGUAAAGGUGACCAAACUAAGUGUUAUUUUUGUAACGGCGGUCUUAAAGAUUGGGAAAAGGAUGACAUACCGUGGGAACAACAUGCAAAAUGGUUCUCUCGCUGUUACUUUGUUUAUCUAGUAAAGGGACGAGAAUAUGUACAAAAAGUUUUAAAUUCGACCCAAAAUAACGUAUCACAGACUACACAAGAAAAACCUGAAACGAAAACAAUACCAGCAGCACCUACAAGUUCUAAUAGCAAUAUUGAACUAGAAGAUACCAGAAAGUUGUGCAAGGUGUGCUAUGAGGAUGAAUGUAAUGUCGUCAUCGUUCCAUGUGGACACGUAUGUGCUUGUGCAAAAUGCGUUCUAUCGACAGACAGGUGUCCUAUAUGUCGCGGAUCAAUAGACAACACACUGCGGUUGUACUUUUCGUGAAAUGUGUAGCCUAGAAAAACACCAAAUGGGCUGAAACCUCAUUUAAAAAGGUGUAUAAAUUCUCAAUCCUUUAUCAAGAUACCACUCUAGUAAUUAUUGCUUGAACAAUAUCUUGAUCAAUCAAAUAAAUUGAAACAAAAUUAUAAUUCAAAUAGCGCCGUGGAAUUGAAUCCGUGGCACAUAACCGCUACAGCCUCUUUAGAUUGUAAUAAGGAUUUUUCACUAGUCUCCUCAUAGUUUGACCUUACAACUCAUUUUGUUGAGCAUAAUAGAAUAUUAACUAAUGACAAAAAUUGAAAUUAAUACUUUGCGCGUCUAUAACUUAGUCAAUAAAUAAGUGAAAUAAAAAUCUUGACAUCCUUGUUAAAUAUAUUAAUUUCACUUAUUACAAUUUUUAUUAUUUAUUUCAUUCAAGUAAAGAGGCGAAAAUUAAGCAGAUAUAUUAUUUUAAAUUCUAAAAUAUUUUUGUCACUCACGUACUUUCUAAUUACAAACAACAUAAUUUCCAAUUAAAAUCACAGUGGAUUGGGUGUCAGGGUUUUAUCAUUUGAACACAAAAAUAUGUAAUAUAAUAAUUAAUAUGAUUUAGAUUAUUUAUGAUUUAGCAUUGUAAUCUAUGUAAUGUAUGUAAAUAAUUUUGUAAAUAUCUACACUACUUUCAAGUUUCAAAUGAAAAAUUAAUAUAACCGUAAUAGAUAUUACAAGCUUAUAUAUUUGGCUAAUGUAUUACAUUAAAAUUACUGAGAGGACGUUUCAUAUUUCCAUCUACCUUAUAUUUUGUAACAACUAUUUUUAUUAAAAAGCUCUAUGUCAUGUAAAAUUCGGUGUUUCUUGUAUCUACAAUUUGUACUAUCUCAAAUUUGUAGCAGAUAAAAUAUCUUACACACCCAAAAUCUUACAAAUUACUAUUAUAAGGCAAUGGAGUUGUUAAUAAUUGUAAUUGUAAUGUUUGAAUAGUUGAGCCACAACUUAAAAUACUAACUUGGAAUGAGAUUUACUGCUAGCUCUCUUGUAAUGUUAAUUGAGCCUUCACUGUUAUAUAUUUCUUACAUACAACAAUUUGGACUGUUACAAUUUAAUUUUAUAAUAGUAAUUAGCAAAUAAUAUGCUCACGGCUGUUAGUCAGAGGCAUUAUCAAAUAAUAUUGUGCACUACCUACUAUUUCCAAGAUUAAUAACUAUAAAUUUAUUUAUUGAAUUACGUAAAUAUGUAUUUGUAUUGUAAAAAGUAGAUGUAGAAAUAUCUAUUAUAUUAAUAUAUCAAAUUUGUGUUUGUGAUAAUUGAUUAAUUUUAUAGAUAAAAGAUGCACAGUAAUACAUGGAUCUAAUAAUUUUCAAUUUAGUUUUGUAAAAUAUUGCUGCUGUAUCUGAAAUUAAAAACAUGUAUAUUUUAUGAAAUUGUUAAGAUAUAAUUGAGAGGCGCACAUAUCUUGUAAGCUCUUGAUUAUCCGUUUAAAAAAAAUUAUCUUGACUGUUUGAUAGAUGGACUAUCAAUACAUAGUUUUAAUUGUUAGGUUUUCAUUAUGAAUACAAUUUUUCCUUAAAUUCUUAUGGGGAACGGUAGAUGACGAGCUCGUCUGAAGUUGCGGUCAGCUACUUAGUUUGCAAUGCAUCUUUCAUUGAUAAAAAUAUUAAUAAGAAAUAUUUGAAUUAAAAAAAUUUGGGUUGUUUGUAAAAAAUAAAAUAGUAUUAUUCUUUUAGUGAUUGUUUCCAUUCUACAAAUGGGGUGCAAGUGUCCAUCCAUAUCAUCUGGGCAAAGUCAACCUCACCUGCCAUUGGUGCACCCUGCUAACAAACGAACGGGGCUCUGGCGAUCUUUAUGCUGGGUUGUGAUCUGAAAUGAUGUUAUAAUAUUACAUAUGUUAACAUACUUGUAUUAUAAUGUUAAAUUUUUGCACAUCACUAAAAAUAGUUUUUCAUUAGUUCCACGAAAUAAAUACCAUGCCCCCAAUUUGCUUAUAUUGAUUUAUGAUUGAUACAUAAUCUAGUGUAAGCGGGUCAUCUCACUGGACAAUCCUAAAAUAAGCUCGAUUGAUAUUUAUUAUCUACUGUAUGUAUAAGUGAAAAUUUUUAAUUCAAAUAUUUCAUAUAAUGAAAGAAUUUCGAUAUUAUUUUUAAAUAUUGUGUGGUGUAUCUUUAUCUAUAAAAUUUUCCUUUGUGAAUUUAAACUAAUAUUAUUGAAGUGGUUUAAUGACAUAUAGAAUUAAUUUGACAGCCAGGUGUUCUUCUGUCACAUAUAUAAUUAAAUAUAUGCAUGUUGUUGUCACAAAGAUCUUGAUAAUUGCACUUUUUUUUAUUAAUAAUUUGCUUUGUUAAAGCCUGCGCACACGAGAGACUAAUCCAAUCUGUUUCCCAGGAAUUUGCUAUAAUGUGUAUAAAUAAUACUUCGUUAUGCAAUGCAUGUAUUUCUGUUUUGUUUUGAUAUACGGAAAAGUAAUUAAAGAACUUACCUCGACUGCGCAGAGCUUUUUAAAACAACUUUAAAAAAAAAUGAAAUUUGGCUGGACUUCUAACAGCCGGAGCUCGGAAACUUCAAAUGAAUAGACUUGCAUUUUAGUUCUUUCAAGAAUAUAUAAGUCUAGAAAAGUAUAUUUAUUUAAAGUAAUAACAUUUGCAAAUUAACGUGAUGUUAUUUUUUAAUGUAACAAAAUCAAUAAUUGCAGUAUAAAAUAGAUUUAUACAGACUUCUACUUUUAAAAGCACUUUAAUAAUAAUAUUAAGUCUCGGUAAAGGUACUGUGAAAAAAGUAUCAAUUUCAGUCUUAAAUGUAAUUAACUACUGACAAAUACACCUAGAUGCCAAAUUAUGUACAUAAACUACUUCCAUUAGUAGAUAUAUAAUUCAUUUGUAUACUUUCAAAAAAAUAUCAAACAAAUAUUCAAUUUUUUGAAUAUAAUUAUUAUUAGAGUUAAAAUAUAACAUUAAAAUAAAAUGAUUUAAUUCAAUAUUA